This is a messenger RNA of Mollisia scopiformis, 810 nucleotides long. RefSeq lists its product as uncharacterized. NCBI's taxonomy places the organism in Eukaryota, Fungi, Ascomycota, Leotiomycetes, Helotiales, Mollisiaceae. The transcript has 3 exons. Bases 98 to 589 code for a protein of 163 amino acids. The record is from RefSeq and is a predicted model, not a curated record.
CUCCCAACAACACUCCAUACAAACCAAAACUCCAUCUCCCAGCCUCAAAAACCUUCAAACCAACUCAAACUCCAAUCCUCCAAACAAAUACUCAAACAUGGCCGACUCCCGCGACGCCGUCAUCGACGAAACGCCCAUCUCCCCCUCUCGACCAGAUCACAUCCGCCAGAACUCCCUCGAGAAACACCUGCAGCACCGUCCUGACCCGCAAGAGCUGAAGGACCGCCAUAUCCUGCUCGAUACCAAUGCCGCUCCCUCCCUACAAUCCGCCGCUAUGGAAUUGGAGCGUCAACGCGCGAGCGACAGCUUGAAGAAGGGCCUUGAGCGUCGUCCGCAGAAGGAGGAUUUGAUUGAGCGCAAUAUCCUCCCCUCCUCAUCCGCCGCACCAGCAAUCCAGGGACAACAGCGCGAGUUGGAGAAACACAUGCGAGCCGAUUCGCUCAAUGAGAAGAUCGCGCAUCGGCCGCAGAGAGAGGAGUUGAUUAAAGAGGGGAUUUUGACUGAGGAGCCCAUUUCGAGCGAGGAGGCGGAUAGGUUGUAUGAGGAGAGGAUUGAGGAUGAGUAUGCUAAGCGUGAGGGCGGUGCUUGAAUACUGUUGAGUGGAGGAGUAUUAGUACUGGGGAUGGGACGGCUCGGGACAUUUAGCAUGCUUGGGAUUGGAAGUGCAAUAAGCAAGGAUCGAUUGAUGGAUGCUAUGAUGAUACGAUACGAUACUUAUGGUUUACGGUUUUGGGAUGGGAAAGGUUUAAAAUGUCAUGAAUUCGUUGAUUUCAUUAUAUUUCUAUGAACGCUAAGUGUGAUGCAAACACC